CCAGGUCAUGGGAGGGAGCACAGCUCAAGCCUAGGCAUUAACUUGUCAGAGGAAAUAGCUUUAUAGGGGAUCUGUAAUCGGGUGUGGAAGGCACUGCAGGUGUGAUGCUUGUUCUGUGUCAGUAAAUUGUGCCUUUGGAUGUGACUCAUCACUGUGGGCAAGUGACUGGGAGACUAGGACAGGGCAAGAUGAGGGGGACCCAUAGAGCUCAACAUAAAAGAGAUGAACUAAAGCAACCGUCCCUCUGCUCAGUUUCCUCAUCUGUGAAACAGGAAUUGAUCAGGGAUAUCCUGAGGAUUUAGCGAUAUCUGGAGACCGCUUUGGAGGCAUUAAAACUAGCAAGCAUAUUAUCUGCAUUUCAAAGUACUCUUUGGACAUCACUUAAUUCAUUUUGACAGCAGCUCUGUGCAAGAAAUGUGGCUGUCUCCAUUGUCUGGAUGGGAAAACUGAGUCUAAGAGGCAGACCAAAACAGAGGUGGCUGGGGAAGGAAAUGCGAGCACAGGAUAGCACUGGGUCAGGGAGAGCUGCGACCUCCUGUCUCCCAUGGCUCAGCAGCCUGGUUUUAAGAGCACCCAUUGCAGGUGAACUGCUCCAUCCACAUGUACUUUGGGGUAUUGAUCCCACAUAAUCCCUAUCUGAUGUCCCGGCUACCCUGCUUCCAACAAAUGGUUCCCCAGGCAGCAGCACUAGACCUUUUCCCUGCUGAUUUGUGUCUCCUGUCUUCUAAAUCUUUCUCUUUCCCACCAGUACAUCCAAUUCUCUCCCUUGUCCCCAGAUCUCACAGUCCUUUGUGCAAGCUUGGAGCUCCUUCCCUUAUCUGCCAUUUCUCUAUCCCCUUCUCUAGGCUCACUAGGGGUCUGGAGGCAUGUGAAAUAUCAGGAGCAAUAGGCAAGAAGGUGGCAGCUCCACAUGUAAGGAAUGAGAUGAAGAAACAUGAUCUGCCGGUGUGGGCUUGUUCCCUGUUUUGAUUAAUUUGUAGCUCUUGUUGAUUAAAAAAUCACAGCUGAGUUCUGCUAACAUGAGAUGAGGGAGAGCUAAGGCUGGGGGUUCAGACCCUUCCUUUCAGGCUAAGUGAAUUUAUCCCGGAUGUGAGUGUCUGUUACUGUAUUACUAAUUUACAAGGAGCUGUGGUGUGAAAGCUGUUGAGACUUCUACCGUUUUUCACAUGUGCGCUAGAAAAGUUGCACAUGGACAACUUGAAAGGCAAUGUGCAACUCCACAUCAGCAGCUGAUGAGUGAUUUCCUGUGACAGAAGUAGCCUGCCCUGUUCUGCAAGGUUCAUUUUCAGUGCUUCUUCCUGUUUAAGGAAUGUUUGUCCAGGGGGAUGAUGAUUUGUAUCACAUCAGUGUUUAGGGAAUGUAACCAAGAUCAGCCUGCCGUUGCACGGAGCUCUACAGUCACUUAGGGUGACUUUGCCCCCUCACAAAGUGGGACUAAUCUGUGGUUAUUUAAAUGCCUGACUCUCACUGAAGGAUGUGUUUAGGUAUCUCUAUCUUUUAAGCAAGCACCAGAGUUAUGGGAGAAACUGAGGGUGUAAAGUGAGGUGACAAAGGCAGUAGAGAAAGUCAGCGGCAGAGCAAGAAACAGACUGUUUCCUAGUGGUUACUGCCUGUCGAUGUGACCCUGGCUCCGCAGCAGUGAAACACCACCUUUUGCUUUGCCAUUUCAACUGAAUUUUGGAAGGUGGUAGUUCACUGGGAGCCCGUAGGACUGUAGUGUACGGCAGGAGUGAUUGGACACGUGGGAAGAGGCUAUGGGGUUGUGGUCCUGACCCUCUGCACCCGUCUCAACUUGCGCCCGUCUCCAAAAGAUGCUGCGACCUCCGGCCCGGCUACGAGCUGAAACAACGUCUGCUUUCUCCUCCCUCUGCUGAGCAGCGGCCGCUCGGAUGUUGGAAUAAGGUGAGGGCUCUGCCAAGCAGUCAGAAGCCCCUGCUGAGCAGGGCGUGCAGCUCUGCUGCGGAGGGAAGGGCGCUCUUCCCUGCAGCACCCUGGCUGCGCGGGGCGGAGGGAGGAGCGGGCCCUGAGCCCCAGCCGCCUUAGCUCCGCGGAUUCGUGUGCGGGAGGCAGUGAAGGGAGCGAGCAGGGAGUCCCGUGGAAGGGAAGAGACAGAGAAGCCGCGACACUGUGCUUCCUCCCCCUGUCUCUGAGGAGGAGGAGCGGGAGGGGAGCGCCAGAGCCACUUAGGGCGAUGCGCCGCUGCGUGCGGGAGUGAGUCCUUGCGGAGCAUCCUCCGCGCAGCCUGAGAGCCGGGUGUGCGCCCGCUUGCCCGAGGAGGAUCCCCCCUUCCAACACCCGUGCUGCUGCCUCCUUGUUUCUCCAGCGCAGCCGCUCCUCGGACGAGGCGGCGGUCAGGUCCCCGAAGUGAAGGGAAAAUUCUGAAAUGCAGAAAAGUUUAUUUGCUGCCGCAAAUGGGAAUCUGGAAUAAUUAUGAAAAACACACUGAAGUAAUUGUGUUUGACUGGAACAAAAUUCUUGCAAAGUCCCCAAGGAUGAGAUUCUGUGCCAAAUCAAUGCUUCUAUCUGACUGGCUCUUUCUGGUCUAUGUGUUAAUGGUCUGCUGUAAAUUGUUGUCCGCCUCUAGCCACCAUCCACGGGGGCACACAGGCCAGCACCAAGUCAAGCAAGGGACAUGUGAAGUUGUGGCAGUGCAUCGUUGCUGCAAUAAGAACCGUAUUGAAGAACGAUCACAAACAGUCAAGUGUUCCUGCUUCCCGGGGCAGGUGGCAGGUACAACAAGGGCUCAGCCCUCGUGUGUGGAAGCUUCCAUCGUCCUACAGAAGUGGUGGUGUCAUAUGAACCCCUGUUUGGAUGGAGAGGACUGUAAAGUACUACCAGACUAUUCAGGUUGGUCUUGCAGCAGUGGAAAUAAAAUCAAAACCACAAAGGCAAGUACAGAGAUCACCUAUAUUUAA
This is a messenger RNA of Pezoporus occidentalis (night parrot), 2915 nucleotides long. RefSeq names its product TAFA chemokine like family member 4 (gene TAFA4). The record is from RefSeq and is a predicted model, not a curated record. Bases 2412 to 2915 code for a protein of 167 amino acids. Lineage: Eukaryota; Metazoa; Chordata; Aves; Psittaciformes; Psittacidae. The transcript has 5 exons. Gene Ontology annotation, molecular function: receptor ligand activity.